UUUAAAUUUCGGCGCACUUUCACGCACUUCCUCCAGCCGUUCUGUGGCCGCUCUUUAGGUUGGUUCUAUGCUUUAGGUCAUGGAAAGCUUGGAGCAACUCGAGUCUCAGAAAUACGCCGAGCUCCUAGCAUUGGCCCGGGAGCUUGGGUACACCUGCAAGGGCAACCCGAAGAAGGCCAAAGUUGUCAAGUUCAUCCGGCAGUCCGUUGCCUGCGGGCUGGCUAAGGGCAAAGAAAACAGUAACGUGACGUUUGCCCCGGACGCAGCUGCUGCAACGUCGAGCCCCGAAGCUGCGCAGCCCGUGGGUGCGGGGCUGCCAAAGCGUGCUGUAGCUACUAACACCCCCGUGCCAAAGUCGGCAUCCAAAGUGAGGAAGACGCCGAACUUCUCCAAGCUUCACGCGGCAGAGUUUGCCAAAAUGAAGUCUGUGGUAGACUGCACUGCCCGCCGCAACAUCUUAGUGGGCACUAGCGCUGCUGGUCGUUCGCUUCAGACACCCAAAUCGGCAUCACGCAUACCCCGCCCCAACACGAAGGCCAAUGCUGGUGGCGUGCUGCAGACGCCGAAAGCUGCAUCACGGAUUCCGAAGCUGACCGUGAGCAAAGCAAAAACUGUGCCGCUGAGGGAGCCAGUGCGAGUGCGGAUUGAGCCAAGCCAGCGCAUGGCUACACGGCAGAACAAGGCACGCACUAUCCUAGGCAAAGUGCGCUCCAACAGGAGAUUUGACUUGCUCAUGGCGAAAAGGGGCCUUGUGUGCGACUGAGCCAUUUCUCAAUUUUUGGAAAAUCUUAAGAUGGUAGCUUCGUAGCUUGCCUUUUUAUUUUUUUAACGUGCUUGGAAAAUAAACUACAGAAAUGCAUGCUGCUCUGCAGUUGCACAGGCGAGGCCACUGCUAGUGGGAACAUGGCAUCCCAUGGCAAUGCUCCGCAGGGCGGCGCAACCAAAGUGAUAAGUGGAGCACUUGCAUGAAUACUCAGAGCUGCGAGUGCACACAGUCCAAAUACCGUCGCACAUGGCAAAGGGGAGAAAACAUAGCAGACAAGGAACCAGGCGCUUCACCUAUCGGUUUGAUUGCACCUGCGCCGCUGGACUUGGCAAGGCGGUAGUGCUCUGUGGAGGGCUGCCGCAGGCUUCCGUGUUCCCGCUAGCAGUGGCCGCAUAUGUACAUGUCAGUUUUUACAUUUUUACCCAUUCUUAUACAUUUGACCAAUAUCAUUAUUGUAGCUGGUAUUUAGAUUCUAGGCUCUUUUAACGUACAUUUCACCUUUCUUGAUGUACUUGUGCUCCAAUGUUGGAGUGCUCCUGCACCCCAGUGUUCAUCCAGGUCAGUUCUUCACCUUAGGCACGGUUUGCUCAAAGUGGUUGCUUUGCAUGAAUGUGGUGAACAGAGGCUUGGUUUGUGUUGAACCCUUAAGUUAGUGCACUACAUUAUUUUCUCGCGUGUGUUUUUUGGAGCAGACUACCGUGCUUUUUUUCCUUAAUUACUUGCACUGCUAUCUUGAUAUUUGUCAAACCAACAAGACAAACAAUUCACUUCAUUUUAAUAGAUAUGCUACACUAUUGCUUCUUCGUGUAGGUAGAAGCAGAACAAAGUGUGUGCCCCUUUCAGAUUUUCACUUUUUGAUCAUCAUGUAACCAUCUAUUCUUGAGUCUGUGUACAUUAUCAUAUUUAAAUUUCAUUCACAGGUGCAUUACCUGCAUAAAUGCCUUCACUGCAGUUGUACAGAAUUUAUAGCAUCUUCCUUUGAUUAUUCUGUGCAGUUUUUUUUUUCUCAUCAUGUACCAUUAGUGUUGGGAAUUCAUAGGCCAUGAGAAAUGUGCAAGAACAAUUUUCUUGCAGUCUGAAUUCUUUUGCGCCCUGUAGUUUGUACAUAAAGCCUAACAUAUGGCAUGCUAUGUGAAACCUUGUGUUGUUCGUAUGUCAUUACUUUUAAACUGUGUUUUAACAGCGCAGUAGUGCUGUUACAUUAUAUCCAAUAAAGUUAUAAUGGAUAA
This is a messenger RNA of Dermacentor silvarum, 1995 nucleotides long. RefSeq lists its product as uncharacterized. The record is from RefSeq and is a predicted model, not a curated record. The transcript has 2 exons. Lineage: Eukaryota; Metazoa; Arthropoda; Arachnida; Ixodida; Ixodidae. The coding region runs from base 80 to 763 and encodes 227 amino acids.